Messenger RNA from Limanda limanda (common dab), 1930 nucleotides. Its product is annotated as beta-1,3-galactosyltransferase 1-like. Gene Ontology annotation, molecular function: N-acetyl-beta-D-glucosaminide beta-(1,3)-galactosyltransferase activity. The record is from RefSeq and is a predicted model, not a curated record. Gene Ontology annotation, cellular component: membrane. The coding region runs from base 117 to 1079 and encodes 320 amino acids. The transcript is spliced from 2 exons. NCBI's taxonomy places the organism in Eukaryota, Metazoa, Chordata, Actinopteri, Pleuronectiformes, Pleuronectidae.
UUCGCACCUGCUCUGUAAUUCAUGGAAAAAACGCCCAAACCUACAAGGAGCCGGAGCCCGGAGGGGAGAGGGAGAGAGUCACCAGGUUCCCACCGGGUCUCUGCAGCGGGGGUACAAUGGAGAAGACGAGGAAAUAUUUCAAACGCAAUUUGACCUGCAUCAUGGGGACGGCGGCCAUCUUCCUCAUCUAUCUCAGAUUUCAUGGCACAUCGAGUAACUUGCGUCCUGGAUCUUUGUCAGCGUAUCAUGUGGCCUAUCCAGGAAAAUACAAAUUCAUCAUGGACGACACACCCACGUGUAGGACCAGGUCUCCUUUCCUGGUCUUGAUGGUCCCGGUCGCUCCCAGGGAUGUGGCGGCUCGGCACGCCAUCCGAAAGACAUGGGGAAGUGAGACCAUGGUUCAGGGUGUGGUGGUGGGGACGCUCUUCUUAGUGGGCCGGCCUGGAGGAGCUGAUGCUGGGCACCAGCAAGAGAAACUCAUCCAGGAGAACCAUCUGCACCGCGACCUGAUCCAGAGCGACUUCCAGGACAGCUACCGCAAUCUGACCAUCAAGACCAUGGUGAUGCUGGAGUGGCUGGCUGCUCACUGCACCAACUCCGCUUACGUCCUGAAGAUUGACUCGGACGUGUUGGUCCAUGUCCCCAACUUGGUCAAACUGCUGCUGGAUCCCGGCACGGCCAAACAAAACUACAUGUCGGGUUUGGUGUGGUGGCACAGCCCAGUUUUGAGAAACCCAUUCAAUAAGUUCUACCUCCCGAGAGACAUUAUCGCUGAGCCGGAGUACCCCCCCUAUCCUCUGGGCAUGGCCUACGUCAUGUCCCUGGACCUUCCCGGCAAGAUUCUGCAAGUCUCUGCUCAGAUUAAACCGAUCUUCAUUGAAGACGCCUACCUGGGGAUGUGUCUGAAGCACCUGGGCAUUUCCCCCACCGACCCCCCGGAAACCACCAUGUUUAUCGUCAAGCCCGCGCAUCCUCUGAGCCUCUGCAGCCUCUCAAAGGUCAUCGCCGUGACGACGACGAGCAUCGGACAGAUGAAGAGAUACUGGGAGGCGAGCAAAGGACCAUACGCUAAAUGCUGAACUUCAGAUCUUGUUUGUUUGAACUGAAAGUAGUUUCUUGUGGGCGACUCUACUGCUAAACAUUACGUGGAGCAUAUUUUCAGACUUUCAUGUGGACCCCAGAGACCUUAUCAACUCACUCCUGUGUUAGAAUUUAAUUUUAAGUUUGAAGUCUUUCUCAGUCUUGUGUAUCUGACCUACACAUCAGCUCCUCCAAGAAAGCUGGUUGGAAACUACAGGGACCAAAAUCAUCUGACAUCUGUUUCUGAGAGGAUCUGGAACAAUCUGCCCGGGGAAAUAAUGUCGGCUGACUCAAGUUUUUUCUGAGACGUCUCUGGUUUUACUUUCAUUUUUUAUUUUCUUUGAGUUGUCAUUUUGAACUUUUUCAACUGCUGUCUUUAAAUUGACUGAAUUUGAAACGUCUUUUAGUUGCUGCCUCCUUUUUUCGUUUAACGUUGUCCCAGGUCGGACACAGAUCAGAACAUCAUUUGGAUUUAGAUAUUGAACAUAAUAUCUGAUUCUCCUCAUUAGAGAUUGUCGAGUUGUAGUGUAAUAGGCCAAAAUUAUUGAAAUAACACACGAAUAAAUAAAUUCAAAUAAAUGAAUACGAUUUAGUAAUUGAUAUUUCUGUACGUCUACAUAAUGUUUUUAUGAUUUCUACAUUUCUGUUUAUUGAUUAAUGUAUUAAUACUACUUACCUAGCCAGUAAAUUCCACUUUUCUGGUAUCAGGCUCUUGGAGUGACUGCUGCAGUGUUUCUGUCCGAAUCAAUCCUCAGUAUUAAAAAAUCUUAUUCCGAUAAUGGGAGAGAAUCUGUAAAUUGACUUUUACAUGAAUUAUAAAGGUGCAGUCAUCAGUGAAAUAAACCGUGAU